GGGGAAGGAAAGGACUUUAGUGUCAAGAUGGUUACGAAAGCCUUAGCACUGGUGGUUCUCGCUCUCGUGUUGAAUCUAGUGACAGGGUCUGCCAGUGCCGACAGGGAGGACUCGUCGCUGCAGGACACACGCCGAGAACAGAAGGCGGAAUCAGAGUUGAGUUCUUCCCCCGAAGCCUCACUCCCUGAGGGGUAUGACGGCCCUGAGAUCUUCAUUCGCCCCGUGAACCAGGACCUUCCCGAGGGGGUGGAGGGAGGAGCAGCGGGAGGCUCUGCUAGGUCUUCCCUGGAGAGGAAAAUACACAAGUCCCUCUCCUGCUGGAACCAAGCGUCCAGCUCCCGCGGGGUGUGUCGCCUUCACAGGGAUUGUUACCCGUUGCUGCGCCUUCCAAACCUGUCCCCGAAGGAAGGAUGGGUCAUCGGGCUCUACGACAGCUGCCCACUCAACCACGAGGGCUCCCUGGUAUUCGGUGUAUGUUGUCCCAAGGACGUGGCGGUGAGUGCAGCGGAGCCCCAGCACAUCAACGAGGUGGAGGUUACGGAGACGGCAGAGGUGGGGGAGCAGGCUGACAAGUAUAUGUUAGUGGAGGGCCGUGAUGGGAGACGCGAGCGGGUGGAGGAAGGCCCUGGAUUGAUGGACAGGAGUCACGUCCAGUUUGUUCCGCCCCGAGGCCUGUCCCUGUCCCGAAGCCCCGCCUAUGACUGGUUGAACCAAUUCCCCGAGAUUAUCACUCAUCCGCCCUCACACACCAACAUGCCCUGGUGGACCACCAAGAAACCCUCCGCCCCCGCCGCUACCACCGCCAACUCAUGGUGGACCAGUGCCCCAACAACCACCGCCAACCCAUGGUGGACCAGCGCCCCAACAACUACCGCAGACCCCUGGUGGACUACCAAACCACCUACUACAACCGCCGACCCCUGGUGGACCAGCACGACUACCCAAAAGCCGUGGUGGGCCACAACCCCCGCCACCACCACAACACCGCGCCCCGCCCCUACUUCCACCACCUCCCCGUGGUGGGUGCCGCCCAAAACCACCACACCCUGGUGGCAUCGGCCCCAGCAUAACCCUGAAAUAACAGCCACCACCACAACUGUCGCGCCGCCGGCACCGCCGACCUCCACCCAGGAAAAGGACCCGUGCAAGCCCGGCAUCUUUUACUCCGCAGGACCUGACGAGGGCUUCAGGAUCAGCGGGGGGGUGCCGGCCGCGCCCCACACCCACCCCUGGAUCGCCGCUCUCUUCAACGGGCCCAAGCAGUUCUGCGGAGGCUCGCUCAUUGACUCCACACAUAUCCUGACCGCUGCCCACUGCGUCGCCCACAUGAGCCAGAUAGACAUACAGAACCUUCGCGUGCGGCUCGGGGCUCACAACCUGCUGGCGGUGGAGCGGACGGCGCAGGAGGUGAAGGUGUCGAGGGUCGUGAGGCACAAAGACUACGACUCGAGGAAGCUGUAUAACGACGUGGCGAUGCUGACGCUGUCCAACCCUGUCGAAUACACGAACGAGGUGCGGCCGGUGUGCUUGGACGCUAGUGGAAGGAAAUACAACGGAGAGGAUGUAACGGUAGCGGGUUGGGGCAGCAUGUAUGAAGGCGGCCCGCAGCCCUCGGAUCUCCACAAGGCUACGUUGCGGGUGGUGAGUCAGCCGGACUGCCGGAACAAGUACGGGCCGGCCGCUCCUGGAGGCAUUAUCGAGUCGUACCUGUGUGCCGGCACCGGCGGCAAAGACUCCUGCCAGGGGGACAGUGGAGGGCCCCUGGUAAAGUUCGUGGACGGAGUAUGGACGCAGGUCGGACUGGUGUCGUGGGGCAUUGGGUGCGGAAAGGGCCACUACCCCGGCAUCUACUCGCGGGUGUCCUCCUUCCUGCCCUGGAUACGGAGGGUUAAGAAGGCCUACUAAGAGUUUCCUCCCCGUCAACACGCCUGCGAUUCGCUACCCCUUUCUCCUGUCCUCUAUCCCUUCCCACUUCCAUCUCCUUGUCUCUUCACCCUCCGUUUUCUAUUCCUCUUCCUGAUAGCGGUCAGUUCUCAUUUUGUUUUUUAUUUGUCUGUUUAUUUUUUUUCAAUAAUUUUGUGUUUUUUUCUACCUUCCAAACUUCCAGUGUCACUUUUUUUAUUUUCUGAAUCGUCUCUCUUUUCUCUGUCCCAUUUCGCCUCCGUCUGCAUAUCUCAGGAUGCUCAAUAAUCAAGAAGGGCAUGUUCACCGCUGUACAUUUAUAUACAAACAAUCUGGCUGUAUGUGAUCACUUGUGGGAAGGCCGAGUAACAGACUUUGACAGAGCAGUUAUAGAAAUUAUAGCAAAAGAAAAUUACAGCAUUCCAGAGACAACACAAUGAAAUAUAUAGCAAAUCACUGAAAAUUGUUUUCAACGAGCAUAAUGAAACAGCAGUGAUUCCUUGCCUACAUGAUUUUAAGAAAAAGAAAUGUCAAUCGGAAACUUCGCUGACUAUCCCAUGUAACAAAAUGUAGUGUUGAGCUAAAUAAAAUUAAAAAAUAAAAAUAACUGCUGCACCACUAAGAAAUAAUUACGGGAAAAUAUUUGUUGCAUCUUGGGCACAAUAUGUAUUCCUUUCACUCAUGAUUAGCCAAUAUCCUCAUUUCAGAGAGCAGAAAAUUUUGUUACUGUACAUUGUAUCUAUGGUAAGCUCAAAAGGGUGUCUGUGCAAUGUUAGCAAUCAACGGAAGUUAGUUGACGUUACUUCCCUGUUGAACAACACGCCCCAAACUUCCCCAAUUACUCAAGCUGAAUGUAAUAAAAUGAAACGGUAAAUA
This is a messenger RNA of Eriocheir sinensis (Chinese mitten crab), 2778 nucleotides long. RefSeq names its product transmembrane protease serine 9-like. NCBI's taxonomy places the organism in Eukaryota, Metazoa, Arthropoda, Malacostraca, Decapoda, Varunidae. Bases 28 to 1905 code for a protein of 625 amino acids. Gene Ontology annotation, molecular function: serine-type endopeptidase activity. The transcript is spliced from 10 exons. The record is from RefSeq and is a predicted model, not a curated record. Gene Ontology annotation, biological process: proteolysis.